Messenger RNA from Dendronephthya gigantea, 1204 nucleotides. RefSeq names its product inhibitor of growth protein 5-like. The record is from RefSeq and is a predicted model, not a curated record. Bases 178 to 900 code for a protein of 240 amino acids. Gene Ontology annotation, cellular component: nucleus. Gene Ontology annotation, biological process: regulation of DNA-templated transcription. NCBI's taxonomy places the organism in Eukaryota, Metazoa, Cnidaria, Anthozoa, Malacalcyonacea, Nephtheidae. The transcript is spliced from 9 exons.
CAUCAGUGUGGCGGCGUCGUACGUUCUUCUUCCGGAAAAUGCCCGAUGUGAUCCCGGCUUUCAUGUUCGGAAAUUGUCGACAAUGGCAAUAAAUCAAAUAUUUUGCAUUUGGAUUUUCGAAAGCGUUUGAUGUUUUGAAUAAAAAUGUGAUCUAAAACGUCGAUAUUUCAGCGUGUUAUGUGUACAGCCAUGUACCUGGAACACUAUCUAGACAGUAUUGAAAAUCUUCCCUAUGAAUUGCAAAGGAAUUUCACUUUAAUGAGAGAUCUUGAUCAGAGGGCACAAGAUGUACUUCAGGAAAUCGAUGACAUGGCAGACAAGUAUACUGAGGCCGUAAGAAAUCUUUCUCCAGCUGAAAAAACAGAAAAGCUCAAGAAGAUUGAAGAGUCUUUUGCCAAAGCAAGGGAGUUAUCAGACGACAAAGUUCAAUUGGCCAUGCAAACAUACGAAAUGGUUGAUAAACACAUUCGUAAGUUAGAUUUUGAUCUGGCAAGAUUUGAGGCAGACUUAAAAGAACAGCAUGAACAAGAACUUGCCAAUUCUGAUGAUGAAAUUAUUGAGCCAAAAUCACGAGGGAAAAAGCGGAAGAGAUCCAGAGGAAGAUCAAGUGGUGGCACUGAGUCAAGAAAAAAGAAAAGAAUUGAAGAACCAGUUAUUCCACCAUUAGCAGCGGUGACUGCAUUUAUACCAAGCCCAGACGUACAAGUACUUGAUAUGCCUGUAGAUCCCAACGAACCCACAUACUGUCUUUGUCACCAGGUAUCUUAUGGUGAAAUGAUUGGUUGUGAUAAUCUUGAGUGUCCUAUUGAGUGGUUUCAUUUCCCUUGCGUUGGUCUUACAACAAAACCAAAAGGAAAAUGGUACUGUCCAAAAUGCAAUGUAGAAAAGAAAAAGAAAUAAGAGGAAAUACAUCUCUGCAGAGUAUGAACAAUGCUGUCAGUCCAGCUACACAAGGAUUGUGUAUAUAGUACCAUAUGGAAGAAUUUUAUGCUAGAAUAUCUUAAAAUAUUGGCUAUUUAUUCAGCAGAAACUUUUGCUUUUACACAUGACAUUUAAAAGCUGUUUAUAUCCUUCUGUAAAAACCUUGUGCUGUGUCCACAGCCUUCUGUUUUCGUGGUCCUGCCUCAUUUUUAUGAAAUGUGAAAAACAUUUAAUUUCAACUGACAUAGCUAUGUCCCAGACCAGGAAAGGGUUGAAAUAUAUA